ACCACAGAUACACCACAAGUUUUGAUUCCAUGAAAUAAAACCUAACAAGCUUAAAAACAGUCACUAAAGCUCUAUCUGUUGUUUGAAAUCCACAAACAAUGGAAAAAGAAAAAAAGAAAAAACUUUAAUUUUGUAAACCACUCCCACUCAAGCAACCCUCAUGGCCAAAGGGGUUUGGCCAAAAUUGUGCAAACACUAUAAGAGAGAGGUGACGUCCAGGUGGAGCAUCACACAGGUGAGGCAGUCAGAUUCUCAUGUCUCCACCCUCUUCUGCCUGAGGAUACUUUUGGCUGCAGCAGACGCGGGAGGAGCGCACACCUCUGACUUCAUAAGAUUACACUUUUGGCAUGCUGGCAAAAAUAGAGACGAUGGCUUAUGUGACCGAGAUCAGGCUGAGCGGAGGUCGCGGGGCCUGGAGCGGAGUGGCUCCCUCCUCCUGCCCCGAAGUGGACCUGGAGGUCAUCGAGGAGUACCUGCAGGAGCACUCGCUGGAGGUCCAGCCUGCGCACGCACCCACCUCACCUCCGACCACUGUGGGGCAACAAACACACUUCCACCAGAGCACCAGGAUCAUAGAGAACAGCUGGUCAGGUCAGCAUGCGUAUCAGUGGCACAGUGGCCCUCACACUCCCAACGAGGACUAUGAAGAGCAAGCCCUGCCUCCAACCUGGCCUAGUUCUCAUGACAACCAAUGGGACCACAUCGCUUCGUAUUCCUACGAGACGCCUGCAUACAUUGACUCAGACUCGUUGUCCAGUAGCUCCCAGUACCAAGAGUACCGGGACUCCCCGUCACCAUCGUCUGACAGAGGAGGCAGGAAGGACAGAGACUCCCUGCCUCUUGUCCCACUUUCAGGAAAGAGGAAGGAGCGAUUGUUCCAGUUCCUUUUCGAGAUGCUCCAGACUCCAUCGAUGCGGAGCUGCAUCUGGUGGGUGCAGUCCUCCUCUGGCACGUUCCAGUUCUCCUCCCAGAACAAGGAGCGCCUGGCGCAGCUGUGGGGCCGGCGCAAGGGCAAUCGCAAGACCAUGACCUACCAGAAGAUGGCACGGGCGCUGAGGAACUACAACCGCACCGGCGAGAUACAGAAGGUGAAGCGGAAGCUCACGUAUCGGUUCGAUGAGAAGACGCUGAGAGGCCUACAAGGAGACUCUAAUACAGUGUAGGAAGCAUGAUGGAGAGUGUAUAUAAGUAUAGAAAUAAAAUGAGCACAAAGGAUUUUCAGAUGGUCGUCCCAUUAAAGUCCUUUCUGCUGAUUCUAAUUCUCUGGCAUGUAACUGAAUACUGAGUAUUUCUAUAAGCCAGCAGAUGCAACACUGCAGGUCAGAAAAAUUACGUAAACCUAAAGGGUUAUCACAUAACAUCUACUUUAUAAGUAGAACUUAACUUGUUCUUAAAAUAAAAUGUGUGGUUUUCUGUUUUGUGUGAUUCUGUAUUGCAGAUAUUCAGCAGAUAAAAGAUUUUUAUAGACUUAUAGACAAAAUUAGGUUGUGUAAACAUGAUCUGUUUGUGACUAAACAUCAUUUUUAAGAUGAAAUAAAUGAAAAUAUUUUACAAUACCCAAUAUAU
Epinephelus moara (kelp grouper) is the source of this 1566-nucleotide messenger RNA. Its product is annotated as transcription factor Spi-B. Gene Ontology annotation, biological process: regulation of transcription by RNA polymerase II; cell differentiation. Gene Ontology annotation, cellular component: nucleus. NCBI's taxonomy places the organism in Eukaryota, Metazoa, Chordata, Actinopteri, Perciformes, Serranidae. Gene Ontology annotation, molecular function: sequence-specific DNA binding; DNA-binding transcription factor activity, RNA polymerase II-specific. The record is from RefSeq and is a predicted model, not a curated record. The transcript is spliced from 6 exons. The coding region runs from base 348 to 1163 and encodes 271 amino acids.